Messenger RNA from Strongyloides ratti, 411 nucleotides. RefSeq lists its product as hypothetical. The transcript has 3 exons. Lineage: Eukaryota; Metazoa; Nematoda; Chromadorea; Rhabditida; Strongyloididae. The coding region runs from base 1 to 411 and encodes 136 amino acids. The record is from RefSeq and is a predicted model, not a curated record.
AUGAUAAAUUUAUAUAAUAUUCUACAACCAAUUUAUUUAUUAAUAAUAUUUCAAUCAUUUAUUGUCAAAUCGGCAGAAGAUAAAUUUACUAAUAAUUGUAUCAAGAAAGCAGGAUAUAUAAAUUGUAAAACAUUUAAUAGUUGUUGUGAUUUAUUAUGUGAAGGUACAUCUAGUGAUAAUAAAUGUAUUUCAAUAAUGGGAAAGAUUGAUAGAGAACAAUCCUACUGUCAAUGUAUGACAGUAUCAUCAGCCUCCUCUAGGACAUUACCAUCAUCAAAAUCGGGUUCAAAAUUACUUAUUGCAACAAAAUUACAAAGUACAUCCAAAUCAUCUUUAUCAAAGAUUGAUCUUAUUGUCGGGGUAUUACUUCUUUUUAUUAUAGAUUUACUUUUUUUAAGUAUGACAAUUUAA